Messenger RNA from Gambusia affinis (western mosquitofish), 1322 nucleotides. RefSeq names its product very-long-chain 3-oxoacyl-CoA reductase-like. Bases 182 to 1165 code for a protein of 327 amino acids. The transcript has 12 exons. Gene Ontology annotation, cellular component: endoplasmic reticulum. Gene Ontology annotation, molecular function: oxidoreductase activity. Lineage: Eukaryota; Metazoa; Chordata; Actinopteri; Cyprinodontiformes; Poeciliidae. The record is from RefSeq and is a predicted model, not a curated record.
UUUAUUGGCUUUUGUAGAUGAUAAUUGUUUUAUAUUUGGGAACUUCAGAAAAGUUGUUCUCGAUUGCGUCGGUUUGUGUUUUUGUUUUGGGUGAUGGCCGUUGGUCUAACGGCAAAGGCUGGGAACCUGUGUUAUUUUACUGGAGAAAGCUGUUUCUAAACUCUUCCACAUUCAGCUGAAAAUGCUGCUUGGUCUGGAGUUCUCCCGUAAGACGUUGCUGACUGACGUUCUGGCGGUCUUUGGAUUAUUAAUUUUGGCUCUCUGCCUGCUGAAACUCACCUGGAAAUGUUGCCGUGGCUUCAGGCAGUAUGUCUUGUCGUCACUUUGUCAGGUGAACCUGCGGGCGUAUGGACAAUGGGCAGUUGUAACUGGAGCCACUUCUGGCAUUGGUAAAGCUUAUGCCACUGAGUUGGCACGUCGGGGUCUGGAUAUUGUUUUAAUAGGAAGGUCUGACGAGAGGCUUCAAAAGGUUGCCAAACAAAUCGAAAACAAGUACGGACGAAAGACUCACACCAUCAAAGUGGACUUCACAGAGGGGGCCAGCAUCUACUCAACCAUAGCUAAGGAACUCCAUGACCUGGAGAUUGGAAUUCUGGUUAACAACGUUGGAAUGAUCUGCAAUGAUCAUUUUGCCUAUUUUCUGGAAACAUCAAAUCACGGAGAGAAAAUCACUGAGAUCAUCAACUGUAACAUACUCUCUGUACCCCAGAUGACCAGGCUGGUUCUUCCUCGCAUGGUGCUCAGAGGAAGAGGAUUAAUCAUCAACAUCUCCUCUGAAAUGGGUCUCCGUCCAUAUCCACUGGUGGCUCUUUAUUCGGCCACCAAGAUUUUUGUGAUAUAUUUCUCCCAGUGUUUACAAGCUGAGUACAAGUCAGUGGGAAUCACAGUCCAGUGUGUGACCCCGUUCAUGGUGUCCACCAACAUGACAAACAACAUGAAAGCCAACUUGUUUGUGAAGAGUGCUCCAGCGUUCGUCUAUGACGCUUUGAACACUGUGGGUCACUCCACCUUCACCAGCGGCUGUCUGUCCCACGCCCUGCAGAGUGUGGCUUUCUCCGUUCUCGUGCCGGACUGGCUUCGGAUGUCGACAUUUUUCAUCCAGUGGCUGAGAAAAAUUCCGAAUAUAGAAGUCUGUUCGAAAGACGUGACUCAGGAAGAGGAGUGAAACUGGGGGGGAAAAAAUAACUAAAGGUUUAUGUUUUUUUUAAGAGGUGAUUGAAAUGACUGUUGACUUUUUGCUGCCCAAUGCGGGCAAUAUAAGUCCUGUUUAUUACUGCAGAAUAUAUGUAAAAACGUAUGUAUUAUAAACAUUUAUCAACCUA